GCGGGUGGUCUACUUCACUCCUGCAUGGAGGGAACUGAAAGCGUCUUCGGGGCUGGAGAAGAAACCCUAUAUGCCGAGGGUCUCCAAGAAGAUGUCGAGUUGCCCGACGCCAAAGCCCUACGCGCAGGCGGACCUCCGGCGGGGGACGCCGGCCCCUCGGCCCGACGCGUCGACGGGCGCGGGUCUCGUGCUAGAAAUCAGAGGCGGAGGGUGAACAAGAAGAAGAAUCGGAAAAAGAAGAACGGCGGCGCCGUCUCCAGCAUCACGGAUGCCGAUAGGUUUGUUAUAGACACGUGUAGGUGUUUGAAAGAGUGGAAAUCAUACUUGGUUUGGAAUGCGGUGGGUUGUCUUGGUGUUUCGGCUUUUAGCAAUCUUGGCAAAGAGGUUGAAACCAUUCAGAGCUGUGGAGGGCAGACGACUGCUGACACAAGGCACUUCUGCAUAGGUGGUGGAAUUUUAUGGAAUAUUCUGAAAACAUGUGAACCAAAUCUGUACAAAGAAAUCAUGGCAAAGGGGAGGGAAUCGAGAAGCAAUUCAUGCAAACAAACAGUCAACAGAUGAGGCAGGGGUGAAAUAUCUACUUCUCUGAGUACAAAUGCAUCUGGCAAGGUAGCAAAGAAGUUGGACGGUUCUGAGCAAGUGGCAGAUGUUCAUCAUCGGCUCAAAUCAUCUGAUCCAAUGACAGGCUGCAAAUCAGUGCUGGGUAGGAUGAGAGUGCUGGUUGCUUUCGAUGAUCUGUUUGAAGAGGGGGAGAUAUAUGUGAAUCUGCUUGAUUUUUUUAUGAAGUUGGAUCGGACCCAUAAAAAGUAGAGGAUUGCUCAACUUUUUCAAACAGACGUACUACAGGCGGUUUUUCAGUGGAGGCGGCGGGAAAUUAUUUCUGUUUUUUGAUGCAUGGAACGCAUUACUUAGAUCGAAUGCCUUGAUGAAAUUGACCUUGCUGAAUGUUGAUAUCAACCAUUGUGGGCAUGUUAGCUUGUCCAAGCUCCAGCUGGUACAGAUCCAGCUACUUCAUAUAUCUGUAACAUGUUAUGUGACACUGAAAAACAAAAGUUUUACAUCAAAGUCUGACACUCUCGAGUUCUUUUGGAGGGAAUCCUGGAAAUCAUGUCGAGGACAACAGGUUCGGGGACAGCUUCUAAUGAUGAAUUGAUCCCAGACAUGCUACGAAGAAAUCAAACUAUUCCAGACUCCAGGACUGGAAAUUAUUUAGAUGACCAUGAUUUGAGCCAGCUUAGUUCACAGAUGGAAUAUUAACUGGUGAACUGAAAAUGAAAGUAAUUUUUUUCAGCCUGACUAGGAGCGUUAAUUGAAACAUAAUUUCUUCUUUCUUUUCAAAUUCAAUUAGCCUAAAUGCUAGAUUUCCAUAGUCUAGUUAGUUGUCCCUGUUAUAGUAAUGCAACCAAGCUGAUCUUGUGGGAGCUCAUCUAAGUUCGGUAUCUUAUUAUUAUUAUUAUUGGGUAAAACAAGUGGUGAACAUUCAUAAUCCGCAUACCAUGUGCUUUGGAUGGACCGGGCUUAAAUUCCCAUCCUUACCCCUCAAAGUCUCUUCUCGGGUCACCACCAUUUGAGGAGUGGGCUUGCUGUGGGGAGCAGUUGAUGAUGCUGCCAGAAAAUGGUGGAAACAUCGCUGCCAAUGAGGAGAAGAGGACGAACCCCCUUCUCAAUCGCAAUGAUUUCCAGCACAUCGACACCAAAGGGCUUAUUAUAGAUGUUUGUUUUCUGGGCCUUCUUCAGACCAACAGGAGAUGUUCUGCUCUUUUGAGAUGAAGCGGAGUCUUAUUUGGAGUGCAUUUUGCUGAUUUUCUUGUGGGCUAUGCAGUAUUUUUGAUCUAUUCCAUCUUCCACCAAGCCUGGUUUCCCUGGCAACUGGCCAGGAACAAUUUUACUUGCCCUGAUCUUUAGAUUCUUUUGCAAGUAAUCUCAAUUGCAUGGGCCAAAUGUUUAUUUUCAGAACUAUAUCGAUAUGACAGCUCCAGUAACACGUUGGUUUAUACUUUAGGAUAGAGAUAUGGUGGGACGGACAUGUUCAGAUUCAUGUUAGAAGUUAUCAUGGAGCUCAAAGGAAAGAUACUAACAUGAUUACCAACUUCGACCAUUCACGGGAAACCAAUGAAUUUGAAAACCUAGUUUGGUCUGUAGAUUGGUGGAAAAUUACUAUCAUCUGGUAAGCUGACUUUUGGAAAGUAUGAAUUGUUCCAAGGAAUUUAACCUACAACCUCAACUUAGAUUGGUUGAGAGGGCAAGCUAUUUAUAAAGCACCUGAGAGUACCAGUAUGUGAUAAUAUUGUAGGUCUCUAUGAAUGUAUCAUGAACCAUCAAAGUAAAUGGAACCCAUAGGGUGAUUCUGUGAAGCAAAGAAUCGAAGGCCUCAAAGUUUCUACGAGUAAUGAAAUUUGUUCAGACGAGGAUAAAGGAAGACACCCACUUAAAUCAAGCUAGGGAGAGAAUAAGAAGGUCAUGUUUGCACCUCACAAGGCUUAGGAUGACUCUUAGUUCUUGAGGAUGAAAAAGUGACAGAGAGAUGGCAACAGGUUAGGUAUGGAUUGGGUAGGCCAUUGCACGCACUAGCCCUGUACUUGCCUCAGAAUGAGGCAAGGUGAGUUAGACGGGGGCAGCUCGGAUAGAUCAGGUUGGGAAAGCUAAAAAAUCAAUUUUUUGCAUGCAAAUUUUUUUUUUUUUUUGUUGCCUCAAAGAAGUGGUUUGUGAAGAGCUAUAUAUAUCCGGGCCGGGUUCAGGGCGGAUUUUACCAUAACCUAUACUUCACCAGGAUCUAUUGCAGGUUGGGUCACCCCACCCUGAUGGGUCGAGUAAAUUCCAUCCCUUUAAGAGUGAAUGGUGGUGACUGGACAUUUAAAAUAAGAAGCAUGUUGAAAACCGCCCCAAAAAGGGUGAAUUGAUGACUUAAUUGCCCCACAUGACAUAUAGGCAAUGAAAAAUCUUAUAGAUUGGUCUUACUAAAAAGAAUUUUUUCUUGACUUUAAAAAUUUUUAUAACCAGUCUUGGACAAUAAUGGCCAUCACUUAUAAAUGUUAAUGGAUGAGUGCUGCAUCUACUUUGGUCUAGUAACAGUAUUGUAUCCUUAGCCUCUAGCUUUCCUAUCUUCUAAAGUUUUAUUAGGAAUCAUUCUUGAAUUGGCAAUGACUAGUAGCCAGUCACUGAUUAUUAUCAAGCCGUCUGAAAUGCCUCGAUAUUGAUGCUGCAACUGUGCUGAGAAGAAACAUUUGGACUGAUCUGAACUCUAUCAUUUCCAGAAAGAUCAUCAGAAGAUAAUUGUACAUGUACUGGGGGAUGGGAAUGCAUUUCAGGGUCAAUACGUUGGCAGAUUCGGUUUCUGUUGUAGAAAUAUUUGUGCAGGUCAUACAAGAUUGAGCUUUGUCCUAUCAGCUUUUUAUGUAUUCCAGGAUCAUAAAGCUUACCUACUGCAUGGAAAACCUUAUCAUUAUUUAGCUUUUUAUUGUUAAUGUUCUGUUGGUGUGCAGGAUAAGACUAUAGAGCUUCAAUACGUUUGCUAGCUAAGCUGACUAAUGUAAAUCUCUUUAUUCAUAUCCUAAGUCAGAGUAGUCCUCUUUCCAGAAGUUUCUGCGACUAAUGAGGGCCUUUUUGUAUAUGGCUACCAUUCCCUUGAACAACACUUCUGGAUUUCCGGUGGAGCUCUACGUAUGUUGGAUUUGUUUUAAUUCCAUGUUUUAGCAUUAUUUGUUCUGCUUCCUUUAAAUUCCUGUUCAGGUUGAUAUGGAUCUUUGAUGGGAGGUAUUAGUGGUGAAAUAUCUAUUAGUGGAGAAAUGUCUGACAGGUUUGGGGAUUUCAUUGAUUAUUUUUUUCUUUUCUUCUUUUUGUCUAUGCAUGGGAUUUUUUGGUUUGAUAUGUUUUCUAGCAGCUGCUAGACAAGUGCCAAUCCAGAUCACAAAUGAAUGCAGAUAUGCUGCUUUCUUUUAGACUGCUGUGCAUUGGAGUUGGAAAUGCAGCCUUUUUUUUUUUCAUACUUUAGUUUAUGCAAGUGUCUCUAAGUGUUGUUUUGAUGAUGCGGACUUAUUCAAAGACUCAAAUUGACGUGGCAUCUCUUAUGUUGAACAGAAUGGGGGUUCCACAACUUGUAAUUAAGUUGGGGGAGAAUAUCCUGGGGCUGUGAAGAUGGUUGAGAAAGUUAAGAGGAAGAAAAGAGGAAGUCGUUUGUUUCUAAAACUUUAGCAUAUUAAGUUGCUUCCGGUCAAUCUUCUUUUCUUAGUUCUGAUUAAUAUUACAUGCAUGUCCGAAUUGGUGUCUUCACAUGGAUUGCUCAAUGAGUGGUCUUGGUUAUGCUUUUGUUGCAUUCUAAGGCUUUCAAUUAGCAUAGAUAUUGUCCUGGUGAGCCCUUUGACAUGGAUAAUGAUAAUAUAUAAUAAUUAUCCCGUAUAAUUAGUUUUAUUAUGCGUCUUGCACUUAGUCAAAGGCUUCAUGUGUUUAAUGAAGUAAAAAUUAUGAUCUUGAUUGUCUCAUGUAUGAUGUUGCGUGAAACUGCUGUUGGUUAGUUUUUGGCUAGCAGAAAUGAUAUAGAGAGAAAAAUAUAAGCGUUUAUCAAGAUAGUCAUAGUGAACAUUCUUGUUUGAUGCUUCAUUUGGUCAUCUAAGUGUAAUUUAUUGAGAUGGUUCAGGGUUCAUAGAAAAUAGAAAAUGACAUAGGAAUUCCAAAUUUCAUUGUUGGUUUUGUAGUUUCUCUGCUUUGUUAUUCUAUGUGGAUGUGGUACUCUAGAUAGGAUAAAAGUGGCUAUACUCUUUGGAUGUGUUGCUGUACUAAUCGGUUAUAUUUUUUAAGCUGCAUUUAGGUUAAAAGCAUUCCUCCUGAUCAGGUAACAACCACUGUAUCGGGUUUUCUUAUGUGUACCGGUUCAAGGCGUAAAAGCUUUCCAGAAUGGUGCUCCAUAGGUGCAAAGCUACUAAAAAAUCGCUCCACCAUAGGAGAUUCUGUGCACGGUUAAGUGCCCCUUUUCAUCUGAUGUAGCGUAGCUUGGAAGGCAAUAUGGUUCAGCGAUGGGAUGUCAUCUAAUUCUUGGUGGGGUAUAUCAAAUUCUGUGGGUGAUAGCUAUCCUGUGCCCAAGCACAUUGUAAGAUACUUUUGCCUAUACAGUUAGAUGAUCCAGAAUGUUAAUAAUUAUAGAAUUACUUGUUUCAACA
Elaeis guineensis (African oil palm) is the source of this 5153-nucleotide messenger RNA. RefSeq lists its product as uncharacterized. Gene Ontology annotation, biological process: snRNA export from nucleus. The record is from RefSeq and is a predicted model, not a curated record. NCBI's taxonomy places the organism in Eukaryota, Viridiplantae, Streptophyta, Magnoliopsida, Arecales, Arecaceae.